Messenger RNA from Pomacea canaliculata, 7762 nucleotides. RefSeq lists its product as uncharacterized. The record is from RefSeq and is a predicted model, not a curated record. The transcript has 8 exons. Bases 1775 to 3442 code for a protein of 555 amino acids. NCBI's taxonomy places the organism in Eukaryota, Metazoa, Mollusca, Gastropoda, Architaenioglossa, Ampullariidae.
GGAGUGGACACCGGUGACACUACAGAAAGUAAACAUAAGUGGACAGCUGUGUGUUGGUCUUGAGCACGUGACCCGCGAGUCGUGACCACCAGCGACUUGUGGUUUGUCUGACAGCCAACACUUGCUGCAAGCUACGGUGGCGGUGUGGCCUCGUUCUCCGCCCCGGUUACUAUUCACAGGUGUGUUCAACGUAGAUCAGGUGUCGUCAACGAUAAUUGGAACGAAAUCCAAGAAAGAAACGCGUCCACAAGCUGGUAGCCACACAAGCUGAACCCACCUGGUUAUUUUCUCGUUGUCGCCUGCUGAGAACUGUUUUGUUUGUCGUAACGACAUACUGAUUGUGAGAGCGCUUGUCGCGGAAGGACACGCGAGGUGGCGACAAUGUAGAGCCCCUGGACAGAGACUGACCACCAGUGGACAUUGGUCCUGCGGCGUGUUGGCAAAGCUCUAGAAACUGUGCUUUGAAGGUUCAAAUCUUGCUCUAGGCACAACCAAUGUUUUUCUGUGUCCACUGUUUACAGACUGAGAGACCAAACAACUUGUGGACGUAUUGUCUAUCAAGAGUAGUGACAACCGUCACCAACUGAUGUAUUGCUCGUUCGUCAAAGAGUCACACGGUGGUGUGUCCGAGGAGAUUCCUCUCGAUCAUCACAACCGUCACUUCCACUGAUGACGUCGUCAAGACAACUUACGGGCGCGUGCGCAAGCGUGUGUGCUGGCCUGCGCGUGCAGGGAUCUCUUCAUUAUCUUUUCUCUCAUCGGCCAUUUCCGAUAGCGAGGAAAUUUCAGCCCCGCUACCUUCAGUCAAGCGGCCACUUAACAGGUGAUAAGAAAGUCGUUACCUGCGUCGUUAUCAAACUCGUUGACAUUCUGCGAUAGGAACAGUUCCCGACAUUUCCGGUGCUGCUCAGAAAUCUUUUAUUCAAUCGACACCGACGUUGUGUGGAGAAAAGAAAUGUUGCACCGCAAAGGAAAUAAGAAAAAUCGUUGGAUGGAGAAAAAUUACGUGUAAGGUCAACAUUUGAACUUGGACAACAGCGAGAAGAAAGGUGCGUUUGAUUGCACAAGAAAUCGUGCUGAGGACGACGAUUAGGAGCUGACUGCCAGCUGAGCGGUGUUUAGUCUGUUCAAAUUAGCUUUCGUGGCCAGAAGGCCCUCGGCCAUGGAGCUCUACUUUCCCAAACCUUGGCUGUAACCCUGCAGAGUGGAGAUCUCAUGGGAUUGACUCUUACGCCGAGGCGAUCAUGCCGGGUCAAGGGUUACGUCAGUUACAACGGUAUCUUGCGAGAAAAGUUAAAGCUGACGUUGAGGAGGUUGUUUGUUAGUGUGGCUGCGCAUCCAGCAAGUGAGCGAACUCAGCUGCUAGCUGUUGGUAUGUGGAGUUGGUGGCUGUAGGGUCACACCGUUGUCUUGGAACCGCCGAGGUGUAGACAGUGUGGGUUCGAGGGCUGUAACCGCAGACAGUUGAAGGAAUUUCUCCUUUUCACAGUUACGUGAUAUGUGACGUGCUACGUCGUCCGUGAAUGAUUCUAGCGGCUUCGGGGGACUCUUUCAGUAAUGCCAGGUGGCAAUAAAAGUGUCUGGCAAUACAGAACUGGGGACAAGUUGUGGCAUGCAAGCAGAGAAGUGCUAACAUUUCAAAAACAAAACAACAAAACAACUGAAAUCGUAGAAAAGAGGUAAAGUUUUUAGUGAGUCAGAUUUUCCGAUGAGACAAGACAGAAUCUGGAUGUGAGACGAGGUCUUGAGAGGAGAAUCAGACCGGAACACUAUCAUGUGGAUCGCUUACAUUGCCACCAGCACGAGCAGGGGGUCCGAAUGGCGGCCUAUUAUCUUCCAAGCACAGGUGCGGUGCGGCAGUGUGUACGUGUCGUCAGAGGACAGCACGCAGGCCGUGACGCAGACGGUUGUAACGGCGACAUCAGUGGCGGAGAAGAAACGGCGAGCCAGCAAGUACACGGUGGCCAUCGGAACAUCACACGGCCAUGUUCAAGCUUUCUUGGAGGAUGCAGACAGCGUGUUGUCGGCCCUGGAUCAGUGCCAGGCGGAGGAGAAAUGUCUGAUGCUCAUCAAGCGACCCAAGGACACUGCUAGAAAGAUGUUGAAGAGUCACUCUUGGGCGAACCUGUCAGUGUCCGAGCCACAGCUUUUCCGACAGUUCAACGGGGUUAGCUUGGGCCAGACUGAGCCGGUGACACACCAGCCUUACAUGAUGAGGCGAUCCUCCGAUCAGCAGUCGGUGACGUCCUGCGAGACGGAUCGCUCCGAUGGUCGCCGAAGAUACGUCACUGCGCGUGGGAAAGAGAACUUGCGGCGCCAGGGACAGCGCUCUCUGUCGGACAGCACCAACGACAACUACCAGCUGCUCUCAGACGCGACCUCCGUGGCCUGUGACUACCACGCGGAUCGCAAAGGGGAGAGAAUCCGAGAACACAGUCGGCGUGAGAAGCUGUACCCUUCCAUUCCGGAAGACGAACAAGAGAUUAACAAUAACAAUAACAGCAGCAGCAACAACAACAACGGUUAUAACAAUAACAACAGCGUUCUAGGCAACAGCAAGAGCCACGGACUGGUGUAUCACAGUUGCAUGGACAUUACUCAAGCGUCUUUGCCGAGCAACGGUCACUCCGACUGGAGUAGGCAAGGCGGCAAGAGACAAACUCAGGAUCAAAGGAUGCAAGGGCAGGGUCAGCGCGAGCACAUCCCGCCUCAACGACAAGCUUUCAACGGAGUUCACGACCCUGGUGACCUCGACGAUGGGUCCAGGUCACAGUCGCUAGGCAAUCUGUCGACGGGGCUGACGCUGUCGUUGGUCGGGCAGCGGAAGCGGACAGCAUGCUGGACCUGUCGCUACCCGCCAGACACUCCCAUCCCCACCCUCACCCACACCCGCAUCCUACCAGCGCAGCUUCCAAGAACUGCAGGAGCGAGGGUUCGUUUCCCGCUAGGCUUCGCACCUCCGGAGACAGCGGAAGUGACAAUGUGCUCUCCCCUACCGACAGCUACCCGGAAGUGUUCUCGCCCAGGGAAGCGGGUACUUUCAACUACUCUGCGAUCCGGAGUCCGCCGCAGCCCAUUCAUAAUGGGAGUUACUCGUCCACCACUCAUCCUAGUCACAGAGGAGGUUACAGGAGCUACAACAACAGCCAUGCUUUCAGUCCUUCCAGAGAACAGACCACUACCCCGGGUGACCACCUUCUUCCACCCCAGAAACCGAAGCGGAGCUUGCCUCAGGUGCCAGCCGCUGAGACGUCGGAGAAAAUCAAGCGCUUCACGGAGAUCAUGCGGUCCCGGAUGUCCAUCAGCAGCAGCAGUAACGGCGGGCGCAGCACCGACAACUCCGUCAACUCGCAGACAUCCGUUACAUCACCGAGAACACCGACGUCACGCCACGCCUCCCUCGCCGACAAUGCCUCGGAUGUGGAGGUAUCUACCCUGCUAGAUGGGGGCCCUGGGGAGGGAGCGCACUCUCAUCCCAGCAGCAGACGACGAAGCGUGGGAGAGAGCAGCACCCGUCUCUGACCCCUGCCGCGCGGGUCAAGGACGGUGAAGGUCGGGGGAGGCUGCCACCACCUCAUCCACAUUCCGCUACAUGGUCGAGGCGUCCGUCCGUGGCGCAGGAGACGCCGCAGGGCUUCGCUGACCACAGCAGCAGUGAGUCCAACCAGACGCCGUUCACUUCGCACAGCCACUCCAGCACCAUGGACUCUGGCUACACCACCAACACGGAGGGGACGGUGACUCCGUGUCACAGCUCAGCCCGCCCCAUCCCUCUGUUCAUCGUCCUGCUGCUGAUGCCAGACCCAUUCCGGCUCCCCGGAACCCGGCCUUGGCCGCCGCGCGCAAGUACAACAGCCUGCAGAAUGUCAGCAACCUCCACCGACAUGGCAACAGCCUGCAACCGCAUCCCCAUCAGUUCCGCCAAAACGGCCACGAUGUCGUCAGCAGUGGGAGGGGUCCACCUGAUCCAGGUCCCAUGAGGGCUUUGCACACGGAUCUCACCUGCCUCCCGACGGACCACCGGCGGAGUUGGGAUCUCGCUCAGAACUUUAAGUCCCUGGACUUCAAGCCGGUCGCGGAAGGCUUUCACAGAGAGAGGCGGCCAAGCAGUCCCGAGGAGGUCGUGGUGAGACCGCAGGCUGUUGUCGUCAACACCGGCCCAAAGCAGGUGGAGGGAAGUGGUAUCGUGCUUAAGAACAGUGUCACUAAAAUAAAUGGCGUCGUCAAUGGCAACGAGGCUGCAGAGAGAGGAUCCGUCUCGGCCGACCGUGCGGAGCAGCGCCAGGUGAGUGAGCGGCACUCAGCCAACACCUUGCCUGGACACUGGAAGUACACCGCCUCGUCAACAACCAGCGAGAGCAGCAGCCAGAGGUCGAGGUCAGCGGCCCUUGUGGCGCCGCCUACAUUAUUUCAACUGUCGCAGAACUACGGACUGUGCUCUGUGAAACUGAACUUGCCGGUGGACACGACGGUGAAGGACAUCCUGACGCUGACCACGGUGCAGGUGGCGCUGCCUGGUAUGGCGGCGGAUGGUGGGCGGUCCUUACCGUCGGAAAGUCGACAGGUGCAGCUGGGAGGACCCGGAAGUGCUUUUCGGCCUGUGAGGACUAAGCACCCAGGCCACUAUAGGCAUGGCGGGGGUGGGCUCCCUGCAGGACAAGUGCAGCCAGCUGUGCGCCAUCGGGGACCUCAAAACGGGCGACAUCUUGGUAGAGCUCAACGGAUGGUAUUGCCUGAACUCGGACCACCAGAGCUUGCAGAGAGUGCUGGAGAACUGUCAGGGGGAGGUCACGCUCACCAUCGCACGCAGGAAGGAAGAAGCAGUCUUGCUCCGGGAACAGCAGUUAGAAGGCUGCUUGCAGUUUCUGGAGUCAGAGGUCACGAGGCUUAAGGAGGAAAUGUCAAAGAAGGAUUCCCGUAUCCAGGAGCUGUCUGCGAUGGCGGUGUGGAAGAAAGCAAGUGCUGGCUCCGACAGAGUUUUACUAGAACCGGACGAUGGCGCUUUCGUGAUCGGUGACAACGAGUUCGUGGUGUGACCCAGGUGUCAUGCAGUCAGUGUUGGUUUAUCUGGAAGACUAUAAGGACUGGGUGAAGGAGAUUCAGAAAUGGCACCAACUGCAGAGAACAUUCUAGUUGUGCUGCGAGCUGUUGCCGGGAGAGACAGACGCCAAAUCUGAACGAGUCUGUGUCUUCGGAAAAGUUCACAAGAAAGAGGGUGAGACUGACAGUGCUCCGACAGGUAAAACAAUGUCGUGACGUAUACUAGUCAGGAUAUUGAUGGAUGCUAGUCAGGAUAUAGCAGACACAGUGUGGACACUACUGCUGCCAGUGGCCAGGUCACGUGCCAAAUCCUGGGAUGUUGCUCAUCCUGGCAGUUCUUCUUGGGACAAGUUUCUGUGGGGCCCAGGGCCAUGCGAGUCUGAAGAUGCGAAAUGGACUUCACCUGGACGAGAGCGGGUUGUGGGCUGACAUGCCUCCAACAACUCACCUGACACGUGCCGUAAAGUACCAGUCACUUGCGUCACAUCCGCUUGACACUUGCUAGAACUUGCUACUCGUGCAUUUGACAUUAGGCAUGAACGCUGCACGUGUGCCAUCAUCGCUUAAGACCAUUUCGAGGAUUGAUAACAACCCGGGAUCUGGUGCUGUCUGACUGGUGCUUAAAGUGUUGUGUACGAUUUUUUACUGAAGAAAAUGCAGUGAGCAAUGAUCUUGAAGUAUUGCUGAACAGAACAUGUUGUCUUUAGAUGAAAAAAAUGUCUGUCAGCCGUUUGUUUGCCGAUUUUCUUUCUUAUGUCGAGUCUGUGUGUAUGCGAAUUCGUUUUCAUAUGGAUGUAUUAUAUAUGUUUUUGUGAUAUGGAUAGUGUGCGCUCGUGGGGCGUAGAACGAGGGGGUAAAAGGGUGAGGGGCGCCCUCUCAACAAAGACACUGAGGAGGCAAGAAUGUCAAGUCGUUUCCCGUCACCAUGGAGUUUGCCCCCUCCACAUCCCCACCCCAAAGCAUCUUCCUACGCCACUGCUCGUGGACAUGUAGAUGUGUGUGUGUGUGGUGGACGUGGUCUGUAUGUAGAAGUUCUAGACCACAACCGAAGUAUAUCGUUGGUGAGACAUUGUAAGUGUAUGGUGGUCACAGGGUGUGGCCAGACCUGCAACGUGCCGCACGCUGGGAGACGGUGGGGUAGAAGUGAAUUUGUCUUCCAACCCAAGUUGGUGCUUAAACAAUGUCACUGUUGCAUACCCAUGGUCACCCUAGGGUACAUAGUGUAGAACUGGCUUGAAACUGUUUCAAGCAGCUUUAUGAAACUGAAGUUAGUAAGAACAAGUACAGACUAGCAACAAAAAAUAAAUAAAUACGAAAAUAACUAUUUUAAAAAAUAGUUCGUAUGUACGGGUUCGUCUGGAGUUGGGAAUGAAAUAAUUUUCUGGAUUCUAGAAGGUAAAAGCAAAGUAGUAGUAACCGCUAACUGUUCAGGUGGAAAAGGUGGCACACGCGCGCUCAUUGUAUCUAAAGGUGAGCAGACGUGUGCGACCAAAGGAGCCUUAUCCCAGGGUUUAGGACUUUACUAACGACGAGUUCCAGUCAGCAGGCGUUUCAAUUAUUUUUUGUUGUCAACUACUUUUUGACACCUUGAUAUAGUGACCCUCGGAAAGUGACACCUGUCCAAGAGUCCUGGUAAUAGAGUGUGGUAGAUACUUUUCAUCGAUUCUUAUAAACUUGUUUUUGUACAAGAUAUAAAGAGUACGGAAAUUGUUCUGGGCUUUGGCUGUGACCUGUGAUGUAAUGAAAGAAAGCAGAGAGAGAGAGAGUGUGUGUGGGGUAAUUUUUAGCAAUGAAUCAGACUCAGCUUUGGCAACACUUAUAACAUUCGCUCUCAUUCCUUCACACGCGAAUUACACGACAGAAAUAUAUUUUUAAACAAAUUUGAACGCUGAGAAAUGUUUUACUAUGGUUAAGACAUAUUCCGAGGUGUGUAUUUCAAGCUGUGCAAAGAUUACGAUCAGUAACUAAUAUUCCUUAUGCUGAUGGAAUUAACUGCUUACACAAGUGUCAAAAUAAGAAAUACCGUCAUUUUUUUUUUUCAAGUUCCUAUAUAUCAUUUUAUACACGUUUCUAUCUCUAAACACACACACACCUGCAUUCAAUGCAAUACAAUAGCCAUGAUGCGUUCAGAAUAAACUUCAAAGUAUGGGUAAUGCCACUAACAGCAUUAUUUUACUAAUUUUCGAUGUAACAGCUUUAUUACUUAAGUCAGAUUAAAUGUCUUUACAUUUAAUUUUUCAUAGAAAUCAAAGAAGAGAAAUUUGUCUCUAAAAGUGCUUAAUCUUGUUUAUCUUCAAAUUUUAACCUUUAAAUUUCGCUGUUAUGUAGUGGGGCAGACCUGAAAUUAGCCCGUGUCAGGGGAGGUAGCUCUAGCAGCCUUCCUACUAAAAUGAAUAUCUGGAGUUGCGUCCCAUGAACUGCUUUAAUCGUCUAAACAUGCCUAAGUUAUUUCGUGUGCAGCAAGAUCAUUCAAUUUUUUUUUUUUUUAGUUUAAAUUCUAAAUUUAGAGUUUGCAAGUAAAAGUCAAGAAGUGGAUUCUCUAGAACCAGAAUAAUAUUUUAUGCAUUUAAUUUGGAUAUUUUACAGAAGAAAAUGAUCAUUGUCAUUGUAGUUAGCUAUCAAUCUGCUGGUCAACAAAUUCAUCAUUUGAACACGCUGCCCCAUUAACAAACGAUGGCAGCUAUCUAGAAAUGUCAAGUAAAAAGUAAAAAGAGUAACUACA